This is a messenger RNA of Cynara cardunculus var. scolymus (artichoke), 2190 nucleotides long. Its product is annotated as calcium-dependent protein kinase 28-like. Gene Ontology annotation, cellular component: nucleus; cytoplasm. Bases 229 to 1866 code for a protein of 545 amino acids. The transcript has 12 exons. Gene Ontology annotation, molecular function: calcium/calmodulin-dependent protein kinase activity; calmodulin binding; calcium ion binding. NCBI's taxonomy places the organism in Eukaryota, Viridiplantae, Streptophyta, Magnoliopsida, Asterales, Asteraceae. The record is from RefSeq and is a predicted model, not a curated record. Gene Ontology annotation, biological process: peptidyl-serine phosphorylation; protein autophosphorylation; intracellular signal transduction.
GACCACCACCACCGCCACCACCGCCAUCCUUGUCUCCCCCUCCUUCUACCAAUCUGCCACCAAAUUUCCUCCACCAUAUUUUAUUAUUUCCCAAUACCCUACAUUUUCUACAUUUCUUCUCAUUUCUCUAUAUAUUAAUCCACCCAUUAUGUUGUUGAUUUCAUAGAUAAUCGACAAAAUCAACCAAAACCCUGGUCAAAUAUUUGAUUUUCUUGAUCGAUAGAAGAAAUGGGUAUCUGUUUUUCCAACACCAAGAUCAGUGGCUCCAACAGCACCACCCCAUCCGCUACCGCCGGUCAAGAACAAGAAAACCGUCUCAUCGUCAAGCAUGAGGUGAUGGUGCCUAAUGUCAAUUUACAGCGAAUCAAAGAUCUCAAUAGGUAUCAUCAUCGAAAGCAGCAGGAUACUAACUAUAAUAAUAAAAAUCGAGCAAAAGGUAAGGCUGCCCCAAAGCGUCCCAAGGUGAUUCCUUGUGGGAAACGAACAGAUUUUGGGUAUCUUAAGGAUUUUGAUAGAAGGUAUUCCACUGGAAAAUUAUUGGGGCAUGGCCAAUUUGGGUAUACAUAUGUUGCUAUCGAUAAAUCAACUGGCGAUCGUGUUGCGGUGAAGAAAAUCGAAAAAAAUAAGAUGCUCCUUCCAAUUGCCGUUGAGGAUGUUAAGCGAGAAGUUAAAAUUUUGCGAGCGUUAAGUGGUCACGAGAAUGUGGUUCAGUUCCAUAAUGCAUUUGAAGACAAUUCCUUUGUAUACAUUGUUAUGGAGUUAUGCGAGGGCGGUGAGUUGCUCGACAGGAUUUUAUCAAAGAAAGACGGUCGUUACACAGAGAAAGAUGCAGCAGUUGUUGUAAGGCAGAUGCUUAGAGUUGCAGCACAAUGCCAUUUACAUGGUUUGGUACAUCGCGACAUGAAACCCGAGAAUUUUCUAUUCAAAUCCCCGAAUGUGGAUUCUCACUUGAAGGCAACGGAUUUCGGAUUGUCGGACUUUAUACGACCGGGUAAGAAGUUUACGGAUAUCGUUGGUAGUGCUUACUAUGUUGCUCCUGAAGUACUGAAGCGUAGAUCCGGGCCGGAAUCGGAUGUUUGGAGCAUAGGUGUGAUCUCCUACAUUCUACUAUGUGGGCGUCGACCCUUUUGGGAUAGAACCGAGGAUGGUAUUUUCAAAGAGGUAUUAAGAAACAAGCCCGAUUUCCGUCGCAAACCAUGGCCGACUAUAAGCAACAGUGCCAAAGAUCUAGUAAGGAAAUUACUCAUGAAAAAUCCCCGUGCAAGACUCACCGCUGCACAGGCGCUAUCACACCCGUGGGUUCGAGAAGAUGGAAAUGCUUCCGAGAUUCCGCUCGACAUUUCCGUUCUAUCCAACAUGCGCCAAUUCGUGAAAUACAAUCGUUUAAAACAGUUUGCUCUACGGGCGUUGGCUAGCACACUCGGUGAAGAAGAAAUAUCCGAUCUCAAAGAUCAAUUUCAUGCCAUUGAUGUAGACAAAAAUGGCGCUAUUAGUCUCGAGGAAAUGAGACAGGCUCUUGCUAAGGACAUUCCAUGGAAGAUGAAAGAAUCGCGUGUUUUGGAGAUUUUGGAAGCGAUCGACAGCAACACAGACGGUAUUGUGGAUUUCAUGGAAUUUGUGGCUGCUACGCUUCACGUUCAUCAGUUAGAGGAACACAAUAACGAAAAGUGGCAACGAUUAUCGAAAGCCGCUUUUGAACAAUUCGACUUUGAUAGAGAUGGAUAUAUAACUGCAGAAGAACUCAAAAUGCAUACGGGUCUAAGAGGGUCGAUAAAUCCGCUUUUGGAGGAAGCUGAUGUCGAUAAGGACGGCAAGAUUAGCCUCUCGGAGUUCCGUAGGCUGUUAAGAACUGCAAGCAUGAGUUGAAGAAUUGUUAAAAGGGUCCACAAAAAUGUAGGUUCUAAACGAAAAUCAGAUGUACAACACCUUUUUGCAGCCCGUUGCAUAUCUUUUAUGCAACGGUCUGUCUUUCAGCUAUAUACCGUUUUCAUGGGCCUCAAGCGGAAUUUAUAGCAGGAGGAAGUACAUGAGCGACAUACAAAGAUCCGAGGAGCAUGCGUUUGUAUGAAAAAAAUGGCGGUGGUGUAGAUUCUUUUCCGAGUGCUUAUAUGGUUUUUUUCCAUCGUUUGAUGAGAACGACGAUGUGUAUAUAUCUCUAUAUCUAUAUUUAACGUAAUGCGGAGCACUCGA